AUGUUCCGCCAAAUACGCGUAGCACCCGAAGACACUAAAUAUCAGUGUAUCUUCUGGCGUCCUUCAGAAAACUCUCCGCUAGCAGCUUAUCGUUUGGAAACCGUCACAUACGGCACGGCGUGUGCACCCUUUCAUGCCAAUCGCGUCUUAAAACAACUCGCGAAAGACGAAGGCGAAAAGUAUCCGUUGGGAGCAGCCAUCUUGUUAGACGAAUUCUACGUAGACGAUGCUAUGUUCGGUGCAGACGAUCCGUCGCUAUUGGUAGACAUGCGCGAUGAGCUGAACCGAUUGCUCAUGGCGGGCGGGUUUAAAUUGAGGAAAUGGGCAAGCAACUCUUCGUCACUCCUCAAAGAUAUCCCAGCAGAGGAUCAUGGGUUAGCGGUUAGCAGAACCUUGCAAGAUGACGAAAGGGUUAAGGUGUUAGGAAUUCAGUGGAACCCUUCCUCCGAUGUCUUUCAUUUCCAUACGAAUACUCCCGAACUUAAGAAAUAUACGAAGCGGGCAUUCUUAUCGCUAUUGGCAAAAACGUACGACCCGUUAGGUUGGAUAGCACCCUUUAUUGUUCAAGGAAAAAUAAUCUUACAAAAGUUGUGGUUGGCAAAAGUUAGCUGGGACGACAAUUUACCUCCAGAUUUAGCACGCGAUUGUGAGAAGUUUCACUCAAUGCUCUUCUACACAAGAGAUAUUUCGAUUCCUAGAUGGGUAGGAGUAGGAGGGGAGAUAAAAACGGUGCAGCUACACGGCUUCUGUGAUGCCUCUCACUUAGCGUACGCUGCAGCGGUGUAUAUCCGAGUAGAGUCUUCGUCAACAAAGGUUACGCUGCUGUAUGCAAAAACUAAGGUGGCCCCGUUGAAAGUGCAGAGCAUUCCUCGGCUUGAACUCGGCGCGGCUGAGCUGUUGAGUCGGGCGAUCAAUUUUGUUCUUGGGGCGUUGCGAGUCAAACUCGAUGCCAUCGUCUGUUGGUCAGAUUCAAAGGUUGUAUUAGAUUGGUUAAAUGCACAUCCAGGAAACUGGAAGACCUUCGUAGCAAACCGAGUAUCAGAAGUGCAAACGAGCUUACCUUCGGCUCUGUGGCGUCACGUUCCAGGGACGCAAAACCCCGCCGAUUGUGCGUCGCGAGGAUGCUCAGCCAGGGAUCUCAGGACGCAUGAUCUCUGGUGGAGUGGACCGAACUGGCUGUCAGAUCCCUCGGAGAGCUGGCCACAGCAAGGGUUCACUCCAAGGGACGAGCAGGUCGGCGAGGAAUGUUCGGUACAGGUGGUUUCAAACGUAGAUCACAAGGUGGAACCGUUGGAGAUCUUCUCUCGUUUCUCUUCCUGGCCUAAAUUAUUGAGAGUACUUGUAUACGUGUACAAAUUCUACAACGCGUGCAGAAAAAGUCCAAACACAGAGAAAGGCAAGGUCGUCUCGAAGACAGAAAUACAGUUCGCAAAAACUAAAUGCUUUCAACUGACACAAGCUAAUCACUUUCCAACAGAAUUGAGAGAACUUGCUAAACCAAAAGGAGUGCUAACUAAAAGUUCAAUUUUGGCUCUUUCCCCGUAUUUAGAUAAAGAUCACAUAAUUCGCGUGGGUGGGCGCUUAAAGUACUCACCUCUGCCUGAAUCGGAGAAACAUCCGAUAAUACUUCCGCGAUGCCACGUCACUUCACUAAUUUUGAAGCACGUGCACAUCAUGACGCAGCAUGGAGGGCUGCAACUGACAUUGCGAACCCUGCGCCAGCACGCGCACAAACCUUACAGCAGCAAAUGGGAGACUUGCCACGAGAACGCGUAA
This is a messenger RNA of Osmia lignaria (orchard mason bee), 1776 nucleotides long. NCBI's taxonomy places the organism in Eukaryota, Metazoa, Arthropoda, Insecta, Hymenoptera, Megachilidae. The record is from RefSeq and is a predicted model, not a curated record.